Messenger RNA from Lytechinus variegatus (green sea urchin), 4706 nucleotides. Its product is annotated as fascin-like. Bases 609 to 2093 code for a protein of 494 amino acids. The record is from RefSeq and is a predicted model, not a curated record. Gene Ontology annotation, biological process: actin filament bundle assembly; cell migration; establishment or maintenance of cell polarity. The transcript is spliced from 5 exons. Gene Ontology annotation, molecular function: protein-macromolecule adaptor activity; actin filament binding. Gene Ontology annotation, cellular component: cytoplasm; actin cytoskeleton. Lineage: Eukaryota; Metazoa; Echinodermata; Echinoidea; Temnopleuroida; Toxopneustidae.
AAGACAACUUGGAAUUCAGCUAAGCUAGCAUAUUGUUCUGAAAAGUGAAAUAGGUCUAUAGUGUAAGCUAAAGAUUGGAAUAACAUCUUUCUCAAAUCUGGGAAACGUUUGCUACUGACAUUCUGAAAAAUAACACACCCUUUUCUUUCCCAGUGUAAAUUACCAGUACUAUAUUACUAUAGUAUCUGAUUUUUUUCUCACUACCUUCCACACAAGCCAAGAAAAGUGACUCGCCGAGAAGUUUGAUCACGUGACACAACCAUUGCCCACUGAUCUGUGCUCAUUGCCGGUGCCCCGCCCAUCUCGUAUCAAGGCACGCCGCACAGAGCAAACGAACUCCUAACCCCGCUGCUUCAUACCACGCAAUCCCCGAGCCAGUGGGAGUAGCAAGUGUUGUGUGCACACACGAACCGUACGUUGACACUAGGGUCUUGGCUUCGCGGAGACGGAGGACUCUUACAAUCUCAAGUCGAAAGCUCGAAUCAAGGAUAACUUUUAACAUUGGAGCUAGUAACAUAUAACCUGAAAUAAGAGGAAAUUUUGAGUUUUAAUACCAAACAUCAUAUUUUUACAGAAGCGGUCACUGGAGAACAUCAACCUAAAACAUCAUGUCUGCGAUGAAUUUGAAAUACAAAUUUGGAUUGAUCAACUCAGCCGGUAGAUACCUGACGGCCGAGAAGUUUGGUGGCAAAGUCAACGCCUCGGGGGCAUCACUAAAGUUAAAACAAGUAUGGACCUUAGAGCAAGACGAAAACGUCAGCUACUUGAAGUCACACACUGGGAAUUAUCUCUCAGCAGAUAAAAAUGGUAACGUCUAUUGCGAUUGUGAUGACAGGGCGAACAACAAGGACACAGGAUUCUCUAUCGAGAUACAGGAUGAUGGUAAAUGGGCCCUGAAGAAUGUUACACAUGGGAGGUACCUGUCUUGUAACAAUGACGAGCUGAUUUGUAAUCAAUCCAGUGAUUCCAAUCCUGCCGUGCACUGGACAGUGCAGUUGGCCAUCCACCCACAGGUCUGCAUGAAGAACGUCCAGCAGCAGUUAUACGCACAUCUGAAAAGAAGCGAGGAUGGUGAAGACAGAGUAGUCGCCGACGAGAUGGUACCAUGGGGAGCAGAUUCUACAUUGACCCUUGUCUAUGGAGGGAAAGGAAAGUACUGUCUUGAGGCCUUCAACGGGAAGUUUGUCCAAUCUGAUGGGCAGCUUGUUGAUAGCAUCAACGAAAAGACAGAGUACACCCUCAUCUUCAAUUCCGGUAACUUGCAACUAAGGGACAACAGUAGAAGCUUCUUAGGAGUGGACAGCGGAACAAAGGUUCUGAGGUCGACCAGCAAGAUGACAAAAGCAACUUCCUUUGUCCUGGAGGACAGUUGCCCACAAGGUGCCUUCGUGCUUGGCGAAAAAUAUGCAUCACUCAAACAAGGUGAAGAUGUUUCAUUCAAGCUUCUGGUCGAUGAAGAGAUUGAGGACACAGAGACCUUCCAGCUGGAAUUUGUUAAAACCGAUACAUACGCUAUUAGGGUUUGUGACUUCAAGAAGAAUAGGGAAGCCAAGUACUGGAAGAGAUAUGCUGCUGGUAUCCAGGCUAAUGGCACCUCAAAGGACCAAGCGGACUGCCAGUUCGCUGUCGAAUACGAGGGCAAGUACAUGCGUCUGCGUGCUCCGGGUGGCAAGUACGUCGGUGUCCGGGACAACGGCCAUCUACUUCUUCAGGAUUCCCCGAAGGACUUCAUCUUCCGUCUGAUCAACCGUCCAAAGUUGGUGCUGAAGUGCACGCACGGAUUCGUCGGGGCAAAGGAUGGCAAGGUGGCCUGCAACCGAUCCAACUUCGAUGUCUUCACCGUGACGUACAAGGAUGGUGGAUACACUAUCCAAGAUUCCAAUGGAAAGUACUGGUCUUGCGAUGACAGUCAGAACACCAAGCCCAUCGUUCUUGGCGAGGCACCUGGUAUCUUCUUCUUUGAAUUCCAUGAGCUCUCCAAGUUUGCCAUUCGAGCAGAAGGUGGUGAUUUGAUCAAGGGCGAGCAGAGUGGCUUGUUUACCGCCAAUGGUACCAAUGCCUCAUCAAGUGAUAACACGUUGUGGGAAUUCUAAAUCAAUUGGGCUUGAAAUAAGCCAACUCCAAAGUAGCUAUGUAUAGAGCAGCUUACCAGCCAGCCACUCUAUCUAUUAUAACACUUGCAAAUAUUGUACAUUUUUUUAAUACAAACAUAUUUUUCAAAGGUGCAUAAUAAUUAUGUUUAACUGUAGCGAGAUUGUUGGGAUCUUUUUGUUUUUUCAUUGCCUUGCGUACUGACUUCCAUUUUCUCUUAUUUUUCAAGGGAUACAUUAAUCAUUUCAUAUAGAUCGAAAGGAAAGGUUUGUAGAUUUCUUGAAAGUUAGUAGAAGAAGAUGAAUAAUUGCGAUCUUAUAAUUUUGAAGCUGUCUUUGUUGACGCACUAACUCUCUUCGUUCCUCUCCUUGGCCUCAACAAAUGAUUACAUCAAGUGAGAAAAUGGUACCUACUUAACAUUAGAUUCGAAAUUGGGAGCAUUCACAAUGGAUUUUUCUGAAAGAUUGAAAUUAUAAUUCCAUUCACCCACAUCAUUAUCAUUGACAACUCAUGCAAUCCUGAGGCGCUGAACAGCUAAAGCCACUCCGCUCGUCCGGGAACUGUGUUGUGUUAUUCUGUUUUAAAAUGGAUGUUGUAACAAUACAGUCAGUCUUUGAUUCCAUCUUCCAACUGGAUCUUGUUUGGAAUGGUGAUGAAUGUACCUUUGAUGACUAAUUCUAGAAAAACAAAAAUAUGCUGAUCAGAAGCUUCUCUUGUCACAUUUAAAACCGUAGAUGGUGUAUACAUAAUGAGAAAUGAUUUUGAAAAUAAAUUGUGAUUAAGAUUUUUCCUUUUAAAAUCCACUAUCUGAUUUGAUAUUUGCAAUAAUGUUUUGAUUAUGAUUUUGCAUACUAUGACACAAAUGUUUGUAAGCAUCGUAAAGUAAUAUUCAUUUUACUGUUAGGCAUAAUGGAUUAUUUCUUUUUUCCAUGAUGAAACAUACAUUCUGAUUCUGAACAAAAUCUUGCUAUGCACAUUUCUGACUACAUAAUUAAAACAUGGAGCUACUAACGUGCUCCAUGAUUAAAACAAAUUAUAUGUGUAUUAUCUCAAGUAUACUAUUCUUAUUAUUAUGUAAUGUUGUUUGUUUGGCAUAUAUAUAGCACUGCUUCAUGCUAUCAAAUUACACAUUUUGCAUUCCAUAAUGAUAUUGCUAAAAUGAAUGUGCGCAAUUAGGCCUCCACUUUCCGUACUUUCGUCAUAUUCGCUUCAAUUUCAAUGGUGUAUGAAUUGUUUACAUCUGAAUAUUGUAUCUCAUGCAUUAGGUAUUUAUUUCCCCAUGAUGGGCAAUGUGGAUUUUUGUUUGUAAUUGUAUCCUGCAAAAAUCAUUCAUUAAAUGGUAUAAUUUCCUUCAAAUUUUAGUUUUUCUUGUUCAGUUAUUACUCCACCCUGUAUAAUUCUGUAGAUAUUUUUGCAAGCCACAUUCCUAAAAAUAAAAAAUAAUAAAAAGAAUGAUUGUAUUGAUCAUAUCAAAAUAGUGUUGAAUGUAGACAUGGAAGUACAAUUCCAAAUCCACAGACUUUGUAACUAUUACAGUAAAGUUAAAACCGAAAUAAAGAGAUUUUCUGCACAAAUGACAAAGUCAUAUCCUAACUUUCAAAUGACGGAUGUGUUUAAUGACCUUAGUGUUGGUAUAUUCUUAUGCAGCUAAAUGCUUGUACAUGUGUGAUUUUAAACACAUGAAUACUUGCUUAUAUUAUACUUCUUGCUGUCUUAGGAAUUUCAUAUAUCAUUCCAACUAUAUGUGACAUGUUUAUCCAUUAUUAUUAUUUUUUUUUUAGUUUAAUUUUAUUUUUGGUCUUUCAGAUGUGUACUACGCCUGUAAAUAUUCUUCUUUUUUAACGCCAUGAUGUAUGUUACAUUAAUUUAUGUAUUAUAGCACCAGUGAAACGUUUAAAACUAUUUCUGCAUCAGAUUUAAUGGCGUAGCAAUUAAGUUAAAUUUAAAACUUAACACUGAGAGUUUUCAGUAUUGUAUAUUGUUGACUUGUUCUCGUUAGGCAGUUAAGAGACUGAUUGAAUCAGACUAGGUGAGAAAAAAAAAGUUAUGACUACCAAAAGAGAUUCAGAUUUUAUAGAAAAGUAAUAUUGUAAUUGUUAUAAAUGUUAUGAAUAUAAUGAUAUUCUAAUUUGCAAGGUAUUGAAGGUUUAUUUGCUGAAGAAAUUGUGAAAAAUCAACCUAUUUCCUUCUGUUAUCUUUUCAUAUACCACUUUAUAGAUAUUCUGUUUGCGUAUUUAAGAGUACCAUAUAGCAAUAUAAUUUUUGUAUCAUAAAUUUUUGUUGGAGUAUAAUUAGCACUGCUAAAUCGUUAACUAACUCUUUUAUUUUCUAACACUUUUGGAAUCGUCCGGUACAUUCAUUCGUUGAAUAUGACGGCGUUUCUUUAAUCAGCUAUGCACUGUCAAAAAUAAAAUGUAGGUAUUAGAUUUAAAAACACGAAUAUAUAUGUACACCCUUAAAUGCUAGAAUGCGCCGGUUUUUUAACAGGGUACGCAUAGCGCACGGUCGUGAACUUUUAUAAAAAGAGGUUGAUGAAAACAAUUUGCUAACCAUAAUAGUAAUGUUGAAAAAAAAAUGGUUUAUUGCAUGUAAUAAACGGCCUUAUAAAUGGGAAA